This is a messenger RNA of Schistocerca piceifrons (Central American locust), 1766 nucleotides long. Its product is annotated as ELMO domain-containing protein 2. Gene Ontology annotation, molecular function: GTPase activator activity. The transcript has 2 exons. The coding region runs from base 111 to 1046 and encodes 311 amino acids. The record is from RefSeq and is a predicted model, not a curated record. NCBI's taxonomy places the organism in Eukaryota, Metazoa, Arthropoda, Insecta, Orthoptera, Acrididae.
CCAUCGUCGUUUAAAAUGACGGCGUUGUAGAUGUGUUGGAAUGUGAGUCCUAUAAAUUGUGUGUGGGAAAGGGCGGUUUCCGGUAAUGUGGAAGCAGUGGCUGAGCGAAGAUGUUUCGAUCGAUGUGGACAUACAUUUAUUGGCUUUUAAGACCGGCAGUUAAGUGGAUCCUAAGGAAAACUACGAAGUUGUGUGAACUUCAAAGGAUAUGUUACGGAGAAAAGCCUGGGGCUCCACGCGCCCAUGGUGUGGAAUUCUCCUUACGCUACUCACGAAAUCAGUCUAUUAGGAAACUGCUGGAUGUACUGGAUCGCCAGUGUGACUCUAAACUGUUCAUAACGGAGAGAAAAAGUCUUGUUCCCUUCGCCGUUAAUACUGUGGCCAGUGCGAAGGAAAUCAAUCUCCAUAUUCAUAGACAGUUCAUAAAAUCGUUUAGUACUUGUAUAGAACAAAUUUGGGGCUAUCGGGAACUAAUACACCACGUAGAGUCACUGAGGAAGACGUGGUACGACGCAUCUAACUUAGAUCAUGAAAGGAAACUACUAAGGUUGUGGGAGCUACUGAUGCCCGACAAACCUUUGGAGUCGCGUGUUACGAAGCAGUGGCAGUAUAUCGGUUUCCAGGGGGAAGACCCCAAGACGGACUUCCGCGGCAUGGGUCUCCUGGGGCUCGAGAACCUGAUAUACUUUGCCCAGGAGUACCCCGGGGCUGCGUGCCACGUGCUGUCUCACUCGCACCACCCCCGUUACGGGUAUGCCUUCGCCAUCGUCGGCAUCAACCUGACUAGCAUGGCCUACCACAUGUUGAAGGACGGCACGGCCAAGACGCACUUCUUCAACGUCGCCCGCGGCUGCCCCGCCAUAUCGUCCUUCCACCAGUUCUAUUGCUUCCUGUUCUACGAGUUUGACAGGUUCUGGAUAGAGUCCAAACCUGAGAAUGUUAUGGACUUCGCACGUAUCAAGGAGCGUUUCGAAAGUGCCAUCCGCACAUCUCUCACUAACCCAACUACAAUUUUCAGGUUGAACAUAUCAGUAGACAAUAUAUAGUUAGGUUACCUGGAGCGGCUAGUGACAUUCGCUAGAAUUGUUACCUCUCCUUUUGCACAUUUCUUCCCUGUCCUUUCUUGCCAGAAAGUUGUCACCAGGAUGCAGAAUGUGACAUGGAUGGGCUUUCAGAUUUGAAGUUCCUCAAAAGAAAAUCACAAAGUCUCUUAACAAGAAUGAGUUGUAGAGUGUCAUAUGAUGUGAUAUAAUGGUCAUCAUCUCCACCAAAGUUUUACUUAUUAUGCAGGCUUCGUUUCUUUUUUUUCUCUUUUGGCAUAUCAUGCAUGUAUUAUGAACUAUUGUUUUUAUUUGAAUUUUAUUGUAUCGACUUUGGUUAUUGUAAGACUGUAAGAUUCCAUUUGUGCUUAUUUAUUUGAUUUUGUUUGCAAUUUUUAAAUAUCCUGUUAAGUCCUUACUUUUUCAAGUAUGAGACUGUUGCGUUAUACAGGUCGCAACAAAUAGUAUUUCAGUAAUUGAGAAUGCACAGUGUUAAAUGUGUUCAUAGAAUCUAUGAGAAUUAUUUUCUCUUAGUGUUUAAGAUUGCAAAGACCUCUGACAGUGUCGUCAGAGCUAACUUGUGUGUGUUAUAUUUAUUAUGUGAUAUUUUUUUGUGGCUGUGGAUACUAGAAAAAUAUUGCCUGUGCAUGACUUUGAAAAAUUGAAUACAUGCAUUCAGGAUGGAAAUAAUAAAUGAAUGGAAUAUUUCUGUGUUCAAUAAACAGA